Camelina sativa (false flax) is the source of this 859-nucleotide messenger RNA. RefSeq names its product general transcription and DNA repair factor IIH helicase/translocase subunit XPB1-like. Lineage: Eukaryota; Viridiplantae; Streptophyta; Magnoliopsida; Brassicales; Brassicaceae. Gene Ontology annotation, cellular component: nucleotide-excision repair factor 3 complex; transcription preinitiation complex; transcription factor TFIIH holo complex. Gene Ontology annotation, molecular function: 3'-5' DNA helicase activity. Gene Ontology annotation, biological process: transcription initiation at RNA polymerase II promoter. The record is from RefSeq and is a predicted model, not a curated record.
UAAUUAAUCAAACAUAAGUUAAGAAUUGCAAGAAUCGUUUCUAAUUUUAGGAAUGAAAGAAACGUCUCUUGUGGCACCCUCCUCGACAUCAUCAAACGAGUAACAGUCUCGCCAUAACAAAAAUCGCCGGAGACGCAGCUUCCUUCGCCAAUUAUCUUACACCGGGAUUUUUUCACGGCGCCGUUUGCCUCCGUCGCGUACAAUUGUAGCCUUCUGAGAAAUCACGAUCUGAUAACAACCAGGGGAGAGCAAAAAAAGAAGAAGAAAGAUCAAUAUGGGGAACGGUGAAAGAGGAAGACCUAACAAGAAGAUGAAGUACGCUGGGAAGGAUUACUAUGAUGAUGAUGCUAAUGAGGGUUCUCGUGAUGGAGAGGAGAAGAAGAGGGAUUUUACAGAUUUGGAGUUGAAGCCAGAUCAUGGGAACAUGCCUUUGUGGGCUUGUGCUGAUGGAAGGAUUUUCCUGGAGACGUUUUCUCCUCUCUAUAAACAAGCUUAUGAUUUCCUUAUCGCCAUUGCUGAACCUGUUUGCAGGCCAGAGUCAAUGCACGAGUAUAAUUUAACCGAUCUAGAUUUUCGUCUGAGCCAUAUUAUGACGGUGAUGGAUUUACGAUUGGAAAAACAAGCGGUGAACUUGAGGCUGGACCCGGAGAGCUGUUGAAUGAAGCAGAAUUGGCAGCAGCAGCAGAAGAGAAAGAAACUCACUCGUUUGAGAUAGACCCAACACAGGUGAUGAGUUGUAUUGAUGAGUUGGUAGUGUUGUAUGAUCUUUACUUAUUAUUUUACUAUAUUUAUUACUAAGAAACACCUAAACUUGGUUCUACCAAAAAUCAACAAAAUUUUCCUUUUCUCUUAACAAAGU